AGGGUGGGGGGUAGAGGGACGGAGACGAAUCACAUCUGAUAUUGAACAUUCAGGCCCUGCCAGAAAAUGAACAUCCUUAAAGACAACAAAGACCUGGCUUGCUUCUACACAACCAAACACUCAUGGAGGGGAAAGUACAAGCGAGUCUUUUCAGUGGGAACCCACGGCAUCACGACGUACAACCCUACGACAUUAGAAGUGACGAACCAAUGGCCUUACGGGGACAUCUGUGGCAUCGCACCUGUGGGCAAAGGUCAGGGCACGGAGUUCAACCUCACAUUCCGCAAAGGCAGCGGCAAAAAGUCGGAGACGCUCAAAUUUUCCACGGAGCACCGGACGGAGCUGCUGACGGAGGCGCUGCGAUUUAGAACAGACUUCUCAGAGGGGAAAAUAACUGGAAGGCGCUACAACUGCUACAAGCAUCAUUGGAGCGACACGCGUAAGUCUGUAGGGUUAGAGGUCACGCCGGGGGGCAUCGACCAGAUCGACCUCCAGACCAACCGGGUGGUCUGUUCCUACGAUUAUCGUUCUGUAGAAGGCUUUGCCGAGGUCUCUGACUACCAGGGGGGCUUCUGUAUCCUCUAUGGAGGAUUCAGUCGACUGCACCUGUUUGCGUCGGAACACCGGGACGAGAUAAUCCGCAGCGCCAUAGAGCACGCUGGGAACUUCAUCGGAAUCACGCUACGUUUACGGAAGGAGGCGCUGACGUUCGAGGGCUUUCUCAGCGAGAGGCUGGGGAAAUACAGCUCAGACGAGUGCAUUACCUCGCUGGCGGAGUUCGUCGUCCAAAAGAUCACGACUCGCCACGCGGAGCCCGUUAAGAGGAUCCUAGCUCUCACAGAGACAUGCCUGGUGGAGAGAGACCCCGCCUCGUACAACAUAGUCACAGUUAAGCCCUUUGGAGAGGUGUUUGCACUGAUCUGUGAUGAAGAAAACCCCCAAGUGUUCACCGUAGAGUUCAUCAGAGGACAAAUCAGGAAGUACUGCUCCACAGAAAGGGACUCUCUGUUGGCCAGUCUGCUGGAUGGUGUGAGAGCGUCCGGGAACAGGGACGUGUGUGUGAAGAUGGUUCCCACUCAGAGAGGCCAGCGUUGGGGGCUGCUCAGCAUGCCUGUGGAUGAGGAGGUGGAGAGCCUGCAUCUCAGGUUCUUGGCUGCUCCACCCAAUGGCAACUUUGGAGAUGCAGUGUUCAGAUUCAAUGCCAACAUCUCUUACAGUGGCGUGUUGCAUGCUGUCACACAAGACGGUCUGUUUUCUGAGAACAAAGAGAAGCUGAUCAACAACGCCAUCCUGGCCUUGCUCUCCCAGGAGGCCGAGCUGCCGGGAACUAACGCGGAGCUGGAGAGCCACUUCCAGGCCAUCCGCCGUCUCGUAGCCUCCAAGGCCGGCUUCCAGGCCUUCACCCAGCUGCCUAAAUUUAGAGAGAGGUUGGGUGUAAAGACAGUGAAAGCACUGAAGAGGAAUAAUAAUGGGGUGACACAUGCUGCUAUUGACAUGCUCUGUGCUCUUAUGUGUCCCAUGCAUGAUGAUUAUGACCUGAGACAGGAGCAGCUGAAUAAGGCUUCCCUGCUCUCAUCCAAGAAGUUCCUGGAGAACCUCCUGGAAAAGUUCAUCAGUAAUGUGGAAUAUGGUACAGGUGCGUUGGUCAUCAGCUCCCUGCUGGACUUCUUGACCUUUGCCCUCUGUGCACCCUACAGUGAGACCAGUGAAGGACAGCAGUUUGACAUGCUGCUGGAGAUGGUGGCGAGCAAUGGAAGGACCCUAUUUAAACUCUUCCAGCACCCCUCUAUGGCUAUAGUGAAGGGAGCGGGUCUUGUCAUGAAGGCCAUCAUUGAGGAGGGAGAUAAGGAGAUUGCCACUAAGAUGCAGGAUCUUGCCCUUAGUGAGGGAGCCCUGCCCAGACACCUGCACACGUCCAUGUUCACAGUCAGCGCUGAUCAGAGGAUGCUCACCAACAGGCAGCUGAGUCGUCAUCUGGUGGGUUUGUGGACGGCCGAAAACCCCACUGCCAUGAACCUGCUGAAGAGAAUCCUGCCGACUGGUCUGCUGGCUUACUUAGACAGUACCGAUCCAGUGCCUGAGAAAGACGUCGAUAGAAUGCACAUCCGUGAUAAUGUCAAGAUUGCCACGGACCAGUUUGGUCGUAACAAGGUGCCUGAGUGGCAGAGAAUAGCGGGCAAGGCCGCCAAAGAGGUGGAGAAGUUUGCUAAGGAGAAAGCAGACAUCGUGCUCAUGCACUGGCGAGAUAAGAUGGGCAUUGCCCAGAAAGAGCAGGACAGGAAUAACCUGAACCCCAAUCAAAAACCAGUGGUCCUGAGGAAGAGAAGGCAGAGAAUCAAGAUUGAGGCGAACUGGGAGCUUUUCUACUACAAGUUUCAGAUAGACCACGCGCGUUCUAACCUCAUUUGGAACUUAAAGACGCGUGAGGAGCUGAGAGAUGCCCUGGAGGGAGAGAUGCGCUCCUUCAACGUGGACCGGGAGCUCGGCAGCGCCAGCGUGAUCUCCUGGAACCAUCAGGAGUUUGAGGUGAAGUACGAGUGCCUUUCAGAUGAGAUCAAAAUCGGCGAUUAUUACCUGCGUCUGCUGCUGGAAGAGGAUGAGAACGAGGAGUCUGGAGCCAUUAAGCGAUCAUAUGAGUUUUUUAAUGAGCUCUAUCAUCGCUUCCUGCUCACACCCAAAGUCCCCAUGAAGUGCCUGUGUCUGCAGGCACUCACUAUAGUCUAUGGCAAAUGCUUUGAGGAGAUCGGUCCGUUCACAGACACCAAGUACAUAGUUGGCAUGCUGGACCGGUGCACGGACCGACUGGAAAGAGACAGACUUAUCCUUUUCCUCAACAAACUCAUUUUAAAUAAGAAAAACGUGAAGGAAGUGAUGGACUCCAACGGAGUUCGUAUCCUCGUGGACCUACUCACGCUUGCACACCUGCACACCAGCCGAGCCACUGUGCCCUUACAGAGUAACGUGUUAGAGGCUGCCCCAGAUAUGAAACGAGAAAGUGAGAAAGAGUGGUAUUUUGGCAACGCUGAUAAAGAGAGAAGAGGCCCGUUCAGCUUUGAGGAGAUGCAGGAGUUCUGGAACGCGGGCACGCUGACGGCCAAGACGCGAUGCUGGGCGCAGGGCAUGGACGGGUGGCGCCCCCUGCAGGCCAUACCGCAGCUGAAGUGGUGUCUCCUGGCCAGUGGACAGGCAGUGAUGAACGAGACCGACCUGGCCACCCUCAUCCUGAACAUGCUCAUAACCAUGUGUUCCUACUUCCCAAGCAGGGACCAGGACAAUGCCAUUAUCCGGCCACUGCCCAGAGUCAAGAGACUGAUCAGCGACAACACCUGUCUCCCUCACAUUGUCCAGCUCCUGUUGACCUUUGACCCCAUUUUGGUGGAGAAGGUGGCGAAUUUGCUUUACCUGGUGAUGCAGGACAAUCCUAACCUGCAGCGACUCUACCUCACCGGAGUCUUCUUCUUUAUCAUGAUGUAUACCGGCUCCAACGUGCUGCCUGUGGCCCGGUUCCUGAAAUAUACUCACCUGAAGCAGGCCUUCAGAUCAGAGGAGGCCAAAGGUCAGGAUAUAGUCCAGCGCAGUGUGCUGGGGGCUGUGCUGCCAGAGGCCAUGGUGUGUUACCUGGAGAACUACGAAGCAGAGCGUUUCUCUGAGAUCUUCCUGGGAGAGUUUGACACGCCUGAAGCCAUCUGGAGCAGUGAGAUGAGGCGUAUGAUGAUAGAAAAGAUAGCGGCGCACCUCGCUGAUUUCACUCCACGGCUGCAGAGUAACACUCGUGCUCUGUACCAGUACUGUCCCAUCCCCGUUGUCAGCUUCCCCCAGCUGGAUAACGAACUCUUCUGUAACAUCUACUACCUCAGACACCUGUGUGACACCACCCGUUUCCCCAACUGGCCCAUUCGAGAUGCCGUGAAGCUGCUGAAGGACACUCUGGAGGCAUGGAAGAAAGAGGUGGAAAAGAAACCUCCCUCCAUGUCUGUGGACGAUGCUUACGAGGUGCUCAACCUCCCCAAAGGACAGGGCCAGCAUGAGGAGAGUAAAAUAAGGAAAGCUUACUUCCGACUGGCUCAGAAAUAUCAUCCAGAUAAGAACCCGGAGGGAAGGGAUAUGUUUGAGAAGGUGAAUAAGGCCUACGAGUUCCUGUGCACCAAGUCAGCCCGUAUUGUGGAUGGCCCCGAUCCGGAGAACAUCAUCCUUAUCCUGAAGGCCCAGAGCAUCCUGUUCAACAGACACCGCCAAGAGCUGGAGCCGUAUAAGUACGCAGGUUACCCCAUGCUCAUCAAAACGAUCACCAUGGAGACGGGCGACGAACAGCUCUUCUCCAAGACCUCGCCCUUGUUGCCGGCGGCGGCGGAGCUGGCCUUUCACACGGUCAACUGCUCCGCUCUCAAUGCGGAGGAGCUACGCAGAGAGAACGGCAUCGAAGUGCUGUUGGAGGCUUUGUCUCGCUGUGUGGCUGUACUUACCGCCUCCAGUAAGCCUGAUGACAUGGCUGUACAGGUGUGCGGGCACAUCUGCAAGUGCUACAGUGUGGCAGCUCAGUUUGAGGAGUGCAGAGAGAAAAUCAUUGAGCUUCCCAACAUCAUCAGAGACAUCUGUCAUAUACUCUACUAUGGCAAGGGUCUUCCGCGGGCAGCUGCGUUGGCGGUGCAGUGUGUGAGCUCCUUCGCCGUCGACUUUUUCCUGCAGACUCAUCUGUACCACGCAGGGGUGCUGUGGCACCUGCUGGUUUACCUCUUCAACUAUGACUACACCUUGGAGGAGAGUGGGGUUCAGGCCAACCAGGAGACCAAUCAACAGGAGGUGUCCAACAGCUUAGCCAAGCUCAGCCUGGUAGCGUUGGCCCGGCUCGGGGGCUACGGGACCAUGGCCAACCCAGAGGAGGGUGCAGGAGGAGAGGCCAACGGAGGAGAGACAGCUGGCCCACCUCCUGAAAACCCUAACAUCAGGAAGAGCUUGGCCGCAAUGCUGACUCCCUACAUUGCUCGUAAACUGGGCACCAGUACGCCAGCAGAGGUGUUGAAAUUGUUGAACAGUAACUCUGAGAACCCAUAUCUGAUCUGGAACAAUGGGACACGAGCGGAGCUGCUGGAGUUCCUGGAAGCUCAGCAGGAGAGCAACAUCAAGAGGGGCGAGUGUGAUAAAAGUUUUGGUGCUGAGUUUGUGUUCAGCGACCACGGGAAGGAGUUGAUCGUGGGAGAGAUUUUCGUCCGAGUUUAUAACGAGCAACCUGCGUUUCCCCUGGAGUUCCCUAAAGCUUUUGCGGCCAGUCUGCUGGACUACGUGGGCUCCCAGGCCCAGUACCUGUACACCCUGCUGGCCAUGACCCAGACCAACAAAGUGGAGUCACAGCAGCAUGCCCAGAGACUGCGCUGGGCCGAGAUGGCCCUGGAGGCGCUACGCAAUGUCAUCAAGAACAACCCAGGUUCAGAGACAGAGUGCAUCGGCCACUUCAAGCUCCUCUUCUCCCUGCUCCGAGUCCACGGGGCGGGCAAGGUCCAGCAGCUGGCUCUGGAGGUUAUCAACACGGUGACGUCCAAUCAGGACUGCGUCAGUAACAUUGCUGAGUCUUUGGUGCUCUCCAGUCUGCUAGUGCUGCUUCACUCCUUACCUUCCAGUCGACAGCUGGUUCUGGAGACCCUGUAUGCUUUGACUUCCAACACCAAGAUUGUUAAGGAAGCCAUGGCCAAGGGUGCUCUCAUCUACCUGUUGGAUCUUUUCUGUAACUCCACCCACCCUCAGGUGCGCUCUCAGACCGCUGAGCUCUUCUCCAAGAUGACUUCAGACAAACUCGUGGGGCCAAAGGUGCGUCUGACGCUGAUGCGUUUCCUGCCCGGUGUGUUUAUGGAUGCCAUGCGGGAUAACGCCGAGGCGGCCGUCCACAUAUUUGAGGGGACGCACGAGAACCCGGAGCUCAUCUGGAACGACAGCUCCCGAGAAACUGUCUCCACCACCGUCAGAGAAAUGAUGCUCGAACAUUUCAAACAACAGAAGGAUAAUCCUGAUGUCAACUGGAAGCUACCAGAGGACUUUAAGGUUGCGUACGGGGCAGGACAGGGAGAGUUGGAGGUCGGCGGCGUGUUCCUCCGGAUCUUCAUCGCUCAGCCCGGCUGGGUGCUGCGUAAACCCAGAGAGUUCCUCGUGUCCCUCCUGGAGACCCUCACCGAGCUGCUGGAGAGGAACAACCCCAAUGGAGAAGCCUUGGAGACGGUUACCACGGCAGCAGUCUGUCUGUUCAGCACACAGACUCAGUUGGCUGACCAGGUUCCUCCUCUAGGUCACCUACCCCGUAUCCUAGCAGCACUCAACCACAAGAACAACGCUGUGCCUAAAAGCUCCAUCCGCCUCAUCCACGUGCUCUCUGACAAUGAGUUGUGUGUAAGGGCCAUGUCGGCACUGGAGACCAUUGGGCCGUUGAUGAGUGGGAUGAAGAUGAGGGCAGAUAUGGCAGGGUUGGCCUGUGAAGCUCUAAACCGCAUGUUCCAGAAAGAACAGACUGAACUGGUGGCUCAGGCCCUGAAGGUAGAUCUAGUGCCCUACCUGCUGAAGCUGUUAGAGGGAAUUGGUCUGGAGACUCUGGAUAACCCCUCUGCCACCAAAGCUCAGAUCGUCAAAGCACUCAAAUCGAUGACGCGCAGCCUACAGUACGGAGAACAGGUGAACGAAAUCCUCUCUCGUUCCACUGUGUGGAGUGCCUUCAAAGACCAGAAACACGACCUCUUCAUAUCCGAGUCCCAAACUGCUGGCUACCUGACAGGCCCGGGAGUGGCGGGCUACCUGACAGCGGGCACAGGUGCCACGGUGAUGCCCACCGCACCACCCCCAGUGGACAACGACAUCGGAGACCUGGGCUGAAAAACUGACCCAUGCACUGAAAAGACAGACAGACAGACAGACAAACAGUAGUGCUCCGGCACUCACACUCUCCUGCGGCUCUGAAAGCAGUGGACACAAGAGACUUCUCAGCUCCCAGAAAGGAAGAGAAAAGAGAAGGAGAGAGAGGAGGGGGGGAAAGAGGGAUGGUUCUCACCGCCCCUCACGAACCGUCAACAAAAAGGAUUGUUUCCAUACCCUCAAAAAUGUUUGCCUCCUUCCUCAACAGCACUUACAAUCUUUAGACUUCCCCCUUUUUUUCAUUUUGUUUAGUUUUCUUUCUAA
This is a messenger RNA of Chanos chanos (milkfish), 7155 nucleotides long. RefSeq names its product DnaJ heat shock protein family (Hsp40) member C13 (gene dnajc13). Gene Ontology annotation, cellular component: endosome membrane. The record is from RefSeq and is a predicted model, not a curated record. The transcript is spliced from 55 exons. NCBI's taxonomy places the organism in Eukaryota, Metazoa, Chordata, Actinopteri, Gonorynchiformes, Chanidae. Gene Ontology annotation, biological process: regulation of early endosome to late endosome transport; endosome organization; receptor-mediated endocytosis. Bases 67 to 6852 code for a protein of 2261 amino acids.